UUGAUUUUGACUUGUUUGGUGUGGUCGUUUGGCUGAGGUAUGCAACAUGGAUUGAAUAGGUGAAAAUCAUAUUGGGGUCAUAGUCCAAUCAUUUAAUAAGUCCAAGAAGACCCAAAUUUGGUCACUUGCAGCUUUCACUCAACUAAUACAUCACCCAUCGAAUGGUGGCUUUCACCACAGCACAUCUGUACUAAGAGCUAGAAGGAAUUGUUUCGCAUCUCAUCUGUACGACUAAAAGUCAAGGAUAAAACGACAUGACGACAACACUCGCAUCCCCACGCCAGAUCCUCACAACGCUCAUAGCAUCCAUCUCAUCAAUUCCACCACCACCUACAGAAGACGCCCAACAACCCCAACGCCAAUCAAAUACAGAUCAAAACCAGCAGCAAAACGUCCUCUCCCAACUCGACCCAGCCCACCGCCCGCUCAUUACAGCCCUGCACGCCCUCUUCCCCUCUCUCCUCCUGCCGGCACUGGACCUGCUAGACCGCGGGCUGGUAAGCCGCCUCGAGCUGGGCGACGGCCGCGACGUACCGACAGGGAACCCAGAACCAGCAGCAGCAGCAGCAGCAGCAGCAGCAGCAGCACACAGAACCGGACCCCAGCAGGAUCAUCCAUCGCCCGCGCCAGCCCCAGCAGCAACGACUGCCAUCUACCACGUCCGCUCGGCACAACCGCAACCCCGCCACCACCACCACCACCGCAGCCGCGCAUCCGACCAGGCCAAGCCGCAAAAGACGUACGUCGUGCACCUGGCCGCGUGGAACUGCACGUGUGCGGCGUUUGCGUUUUCCGCAUUUCCCGGCGGUGCUGCUGUUGCAGCUUUAGAUUCGGCGGGGCCACCGCCGCAGGAGCUCGACUUUGGCGGCCUGAGCCUCGACGGCACGCACGGCCGCGAGGCGCAGGGCGUGCCGUGCUGCAAGCACCUGCUGGCGUGUCUGCUGGUUGACAGAUGGGCCGGGGCGCUGGGGAGGUAUGUGGCCGUGAGGAGGGUUGGGAGGGAGGAGAUGGCGGGGGUUUUGGCUGAGGGUUGAGGUUUUUAUCGUCUUCAUUGAAGGUAAAGGGACUCCUCCGCAUAACUACCGAGCUAUGUCUUGAGGUCACUCAACUAGAAAGACGUCUAUGAGGCAGUCGAAGGGACCAAGGGGACUGCAGAGAUAACAUCAACUGCAAGGAAAUGGUUCUCUAGGCAUCCCAACAUAUGGCCACUCCAUACCACCAAAAAAAAAAACCCAUGAUCUAAAUAGCGCCGAAUGCUCAUGAAUUUCAAAUGCCUCAGGAUUCUCGUUACUUUUGUGCUUGUUUCGUUCUGCGUUUUCCCAAAGCAUAUUAAACCUGCC
This is a messenger RNA of Pyricularia oryzae 70-15, 1340 nucleotides long. RefSeq lists its product as uncharacterized. The coding region runs from base 255 to 1034 and encodes 259 amino acids. The transcript has a single exon. The record is from RefSeq and is a predicted model, not a curated record. NCBI's taxonomy places the organism in Eukaryota, Fungi, Ascomycota, Sordariomycetes, Magnaporthales, Pyriculariaceae.